Trametes versicolor FP-101664 SS1 is the source of this 1473-nucleotide messenger RNA. RefSeq lists its product as uncharacterized. The record is from RefSeq and is a predicted model, not a curated record. The transcript has 8 exons. Gene Ontology annotation, cellular component: GPI-anchor transamidase complex. Gene Ontology annotation, biological process: attachment of GPI anchor to protein. NCBI's taxonomy places the organism in Eukaryota, Fungi, Basidiomycota, Agaricomycetes, Polyporales, Polyporaceae. The coding region runs from base 1 to 1473 and encodes 490 amino acids.
AUGGAACUCUGCUGGAGAGCGUACUUUCUGCUAGUGCUGAAUGUCGUCGCGGCAUUCGCCCAAGGCGAAGUGUUCAGGGAGGACUUGAUACUACAUCCACUUCGAGAUGGGAAGCUGCAGGCUCGGCUCUCCUUUACGACUCUUCUGAAAGGGGCGAUUCUUAGAAACCCACAAGCUCUGGGCAGUGACGACGAAGGGCGGCAUUAUACCCUCUUCCCGCUCGCGCUCGGACAGUUACUUCGUGAACAUGCAUGGAACUACGACCGCUGGAGGUAUCCUGAUCAAAUGGGAGUCGGAACGGGCCCCGAGUUGUGGGUGUGGAUGGGCGACACGGCUCCGACAUCGGUACGGUGGCGGGGACUGAGAAACCUGCUAGUCGGACUCUUCUGCGCGUCUCUUGGACACCUAGACGAACAGCGCACCACCUCCCUCACCUUCCAGCCCAUGCGUUCUCCCCCCAAUUUCACUCACCCAUAUCAACUCCGGCAUGCAUCGCUGCCUUCAGAGCACGUCUGCACGGAGAACAUGGUACCAUUCCUCAAGCUCCUACCGUGGAAGUCCCUCUCGGGCAUCGCGAGCCUUCUAAACCCGCACAAGGUGUUUGACGCGGGCUCGGCGUGCAUGGCCUGCCCUGUCGCCCGGGUGAACAAAGUCUGCGUGGAGCUUCCUAGCGCAGCGCUAUACAUGAUUAGCCCAGGGCCAGCCGAUGUGUCCGGCAGCAUUGCGAUGUAUACGGUCGACUCGGCGCAGGAAGCGCUCGAUAUGUCUAUGCGAUGGCCGGACGAGAGCCGUUUCGAGUAUCCGAGAACGUCGAGCGCGCCGCCGCUCACUGAUGUUUCCGUGCGCCGAAACCUCAAGGGCACCAGCGAAGCCGAGGCGCGCAUAAUGCUAGACGUUACAAACAACUUGUCCGCUCAGGUCAGCGUUGGGUACCUCGAGACCAUGCCCUGGCACCUCCAAUUUUAUCUGCACACCCUGAGUGCACACAUUGGUUGGGCUUCGCGUGAUGAUCUCGUAAACAUCCUCUCAUACCCCACCGAUCCCCCACUCCCGCCCGGCGCUCCUGCAGGCGGUGCUCACCCUCCCGCCACAUGUGACGCCACACCUCUCGGUGGACGUCUCCAAGCCGUUCCUGCGGUACUACAAGCCCCCCCCCCCCAGACGCGCAGCACGGCUGGGACCUCUCUCCUGCUGUUCUUGCCCCCUUUGCCUUUGGGGACGCAACGAGACCGUCGCAGGAGAUUCACUCGCUCUUGGCCUGUGAUGCUCGUGAACCUUGCCACGCCGGACAUCAACAUACCAUACAAUGUCAUCAUCAUGAGCUGCACGCUGAUCGCGCUCAUUUUCGGCUGCGUCUUCAACCUGCUCACGCGGCACUUUGUCGUCGUGCAGGUCGACGCAGACGCGUACCCUGCGCCGGAGAAGCCGGCUGCCGUUGCGGAAGACGGUGCCGAGGACGGGGUGCCGCGGUGA